AUGGCCAAAGGGAGACGCUUCAACCCGCCCUUAGACAAGGACGGAAGAUGGUUCCCUCACAUUGGAGUGACGCAGAAGACCCCGGAGUCCAUCACCAGCGUGAUGCUCAAAGAGCCCCUCAACCCUUGUUUCUCCUGGCAAAUAGAAGAGAAGCUGCCGCCCAUCUACAAAGCCCGGGAGAAGCAAGCGGCCCACAACAACUUCCCCUUCUCCGUGCACGACAACCGGCACUGCCUCCGGAGCUCCGGAUUCUACGUGGACUCCGGCCUGGGACGGAGGAAGGUCGCCCCGGAAAAAAGGCAACACGUUUCGAGAAAUUUCAAUCUCUGGGCGUGCGACUUUGUCCCGUCUUAUCUUGACGGCUUUUCCAAUAACCAGAUAUCGUACGUCGGCCCGGAAGCGGUGGUGGUCCCGCUUUUCAGGCGCUUCCCACGGCAGUACAGUGAGGUCUGGGGCACUUGGAAGUUUAUCCCCGAGCAGAGCUACGCGGAGUUCUUGAAAAAGAAGCCGAAAGUCCGGUUCGCUAUUGACAAAAAGGCCACCCCUUCGCUGGAGCCCUUGUGCCUCCAGAAGAGCCUUGACGAGCUGAGUAAGGCGGGCCUGUCACUGGGCGUUCCGUCCAGCACGACCAGUUAACGCGAGGCUUGCCAGGGUUCGAGUGUGCGUGCCCGAAAGCCAGAGCAGACGGGCCAGUCUCCCACGGAGAGACCAGAAAGAGCCGAUUCGGUGACCACACCCCGCCUACUAAGAUCUACUUUUUUUUAUUUUUAAUGAGGUUGAAAAGCAUUCAAGCCCUUACCCAAUAAAAAUCUGUGAAGAUGUACACAUUUUAAAUGAAGGUGUUGCAAAUACAUUGAAUGCAUUUCAAAUAGGGAGUUUUAAAAGUUACAUAAUUGAGAUGUGGUUAUACUUUCACUUUGAAACGUCAAACAAUACAGAAAAAGCAGGCGUUCCCCUU
Molecule: messenger RNA, 958 nt
Organism: Myotis davidii
Lineage: Eukaryota; Metazoa; Chordata; Mammalia; Chiroptera; Vespertilionidae
Gene: TEX36
Product: testis expressed 36
Exons: 4
Coding region: 1-636 (211 amino acids)
Source: RefSeq, a predicted model, not a curated record